Dimorphilus gyrociliatus is the source of this 1761-nucleotide messenger RNA. The record is from the annotation of a GenBank genome assembly. NCBI's taxonomy places the organism in Eukaryota, Metazoa, Annelida, Polychaeta, Dinophilidae.
UCAAAAGUGCGUAAAACUAAGAUUCGUAGAUUUUGAGAAUAAUAAGCAUUAGAAAAGCGGAAAGAAAAUUGUUCAUAUUUGUAUUUUUAACAAUAAAAAAACGAAAACAAAAUGGUAUCACUGUUUAGAUUUUUUGUUAAAACUAUUGUUCUUCCAAAUGAUGAUAGCUUUAAUCCAAGCUGCUCUGCUCCCACUCCUCGAAAUACCAAUGUUACAAUACGUUUUAUGAAAGAAGAUGAUAUAGAUCAUGUUCAUAAAUUAAUAUAUAAAGGCUUUUGUGAAAAAUGGGAAUUUGCUUACAAUGAAAAAGCAUAUGAAUACAUUAAAUUCUUUUCAGUAAAUCGAUACAAGGGUGAACACAGUAAAAGGAACGAUGUUUUAGUUGCCGAAUUCGAUAACAAAGUUUUAGGAGUAUGCCAAAUAUCUGUUUACAAACCAAAUGAGAAAUUCUUUACUUUACAAUUGAUAAAACACCUUUCAAACUUUCCAUUAUGGUCUAUGAUUACAACAAUUACAUCUUCUGGAAUGGUAACUUAUCUGAAAAGACGUGAUCCGGAUGAAGCUUCUAUUGAACUUGUAACUGUUGAUGAAAAGGCAAGAGGAUUAGGCAUUGGUGACCAGCUGUUAACUAAGGCACAUGAUGUAUGCCGAGAAAGAAAUAUGAAUAAAGUUUCGCUUAUAGUUGUGUUAUCGAACGUUUAUGCUAGAAGACUUUAUGAACGUCAUGGCUAUCGCACUUUAAAAAUUCAUAUUACUUGGAAAAUGUUUUUAUGGGGAACAGAGGGUUGUUAUAAAAUGGAAAAGAAGCUUAAUUAGUUGAAGGUCAAAACACAGAUUUCAGAAGAAAUAGAAGAAAAUUUAAUUAUCUUUUUAUGAUCAUAACAUCAAUUAAAAAUAUGGAAUGAAUUAUCAUGGCCCUAAACGUCGGUAAGACAGACGGUAGGUAUGCUUUCCAAAGAGACGAGCGCUCAAGUGUUGAAUUGCUACUAUAAAAAUAAACCGAUUAAUCAUAUAUCAAAAAAAAUUGGACGUUUAACUAUUGAUAUGAAAGAGUAAUUGUACUAAUUCCCUUAUGUUUGUUCCUAUACUUCUCAAACGUAUUUGCAGUAGGAUAUUUUAUAAAAUAAUCGUUAUCAGUAUUCUAUAUAAAUGUAGUUGAUGGUAAUAAUGCUUACAUAGCGGACUCCGUACCAGAAAUUACAGAUCAAGGCAUGACCUCUUUUGAAAAAAGAGCCAGGUACCAUCCCUUUGUAUAUAAAAAAAUAUUUUAUAAUAUCUGGAACUUAUUCCCUACCCAGACUCAUGCCAACACCCAGUGCUAUCCCCAUAUAUGAUGUCACAUCAGACAUUUCAUACGAAACCGCCGUAUAUGCCAUAAAUGAUAGCUAUUAUAAUCUUCUAGCGUCCACCUCCCAUAUUAUUUUCCUCUCGCUGAACAUCAAUCCCUCGAGUAGAAUUGACAACAGCGUUACAAGCCGCAAAUUUUAUUGAACCCUACAAUAAUAUUUUCCCUAACACUCAUAUUAGAGUAUUUAUCGAUAGUAAAAUCGUCUUCAGCUAUCUGGAUAAUAGGAAACUAAAACUAUCAAAUCAUAUACGUCAUGUAGUGAAAUCACUAAUGGCCACGGAAUCAAAGUCUAUAUAAGAUCCGAAAACAUAUCCGUUGCAAAUGGGAUCAAAAGGGUGUUGAAGAGAUGCAAAUUAUGCCUUGCGAAGAACUAAACAAGAACAGUCCUGCGAAUGGCUAAUCUACCAAACUGG